AUGACAAAAAUGGAACUUUUUGAGCAUGAGCAGGCGCGCAUCGAUAAAAUUGUAGCGAUAAUUCGCUCUCUUGACCGUAUUGGCGAUGGACUUCCCGAUCCUAUUGUUGUUGACAUUGAAACUGGCACCACAGUGCAACCUGAAGGACCUGCAUACUUUCCGCAUCAGAUUGAAAUAAAGAAUUCAUGUCAAUGGAAACGAGAAUGGCGUUCAUUGGAGAUGAAAGGACAACCUCCUUAUUCGAUCGACUACCCGUUUCUGUUCAAGGGAACAAGAGCACCUCAAACACGCAAGUUGUCGGGACAUGAAGGAGUAACUGAAGAAGAAUUUAAAAAUGCAAUAACGACUAAAAACUCAAAUGGAGAAUCCUUAUUCUAUGGUUUUGCGAUGGUUGAUUUGGAGUCGCCUCCGGAAGUUAUCGAAGCUCAUAAAGACGUUCCCCCUAUAUUUGCGAAACAAAUAAUCAAUCCAGAAGAUGUUCAAGGUUAUCUUAAUGAAGUUCUUACUGAAGAAAAUAAGAAAAAACUUUUUCCAUGCGAGGAAAACAUAUUCUGCUACAACGCCAAGAGAUAUAUGAUAACUUCGGACAUGCUUUCUUAUUACGACGCGAAAGGAAUUAAAUACAAAGUCCACUAUUUUGUUGAAUAUAAACGAGGCUGUCCAUUCAAAGACUUUGUGAACACGAUGGUAGCCGAUCGUGUUGAAGCAUGUAAAAACAAAGAUGAUGCACUUCAAAAUUGGAUCAAAUUUAUCCUCAAUUCCGCUGUUGGCUAUUUUGCAAUUAAUCGUUCAAAAUUUCUUAAAACUCGUAUUCUCUCUGCAAACAAUCUGUUUGAUGCAUUGCGCGAUCCGCGACUGAAGGAUUUAACAGGGUUGACUGCUGAAGGUGAGCGAUUCGAUCCCUUGCACGAAGCAGUUUUUUCGAAACGGAAAGUAGUCCACAAUAACUGUUUACAUGUCCAGAUUGCUGUUUAUCAGAAUAGUAAAUUACUGUUCUUUCGAUUUUUGGAUGUGCUUCGCGAAUAUAUGGUCGAUGGAAUGUGCACAAUGUGCUAUGCAGAUACCGACUCUUUUAUGCUUGCUUUGGGUGCCGAAACUCUUGAGAAAUGUGUGAAGCCCGAGAUGUUAGACCAAUGGAAAGAAGAAAUCGUUCCUGAGUGGUUUGUGAAAGAGGGGUGUCCUAAGUCUGCUAAGGAACCCGGUUUAUUAAAGCCAGAAGGACCGAAGAAUGGACUUUCAAAGGGGUGGAUGGUGUCAUUGUCCCCCAAAUGUUAUAUUCUCGCUGAUUCCGAUCCGUGCGAGUUGGAAGAAAAACUGGCUGACCCAAAUAACGCUCAUCGAGUCUACGAGAUUUUGGAAGAGUAUAAAGAUUCGGCAUAUUCGACGAAUAUCAAGAAACGCUCAGCUAAAGGAUGCCCACAAAAGAUUCACAUACAGUAA
Molecule: messenger RNA, 1440 nt
Organism: Oikopleura dioica
Lineage: Eukaryota; Metazoa; Chordata; Appendicularia; Copelata; Oikopleuridae
Source: the annotation of a GenBank genome assembly